AUGGAUGUUGACGAGAGAAAGCUGAGAACUGAGAUCUCAGAUGUCUUAGGCAUAAAUUACCUAGCGGAGGCAACUGAACAUGAUGCAAAGAGACGGGUCGAUGCCGUAGAUGGUUAUUGGUACGGCAGGGCGCGUCGCGCAAUGGUUCCAUCUGUCGUCAGCAACGGCGAUGGCGACGGCAAAAAGGCGUAUUGGGUGCAUUUCAUUGUGGACACUGAUGCCCCUUCAACGUUCCUUUCCGAGGGGGUGUGUGAGAUCGUCGGCCUCAGAAAAGAAGACAGCUAUGCCACCAUUGUUGGAUGCUACCUACCAAUCCGAAUGUCGCCUCCAAAGUCCCACUUUUCUGACAUCAGUAUUCUAGGUGUCGACUUUUGCGAUGGUCUCAAGUUUACAGCAAUGUACCUGGGUAAUGGAAAGAUGAAAUACUUGUUCAAAGACCGCUGGAAUGGGAUGCCUGAGCCAUAG
Rhinocladiella mackenziei CBS 650.93 is the source of this 465-nucleotide messenger RNA. RefSeq lists its product as uncharacterized. The coding region runs from base 1 to 465 and encodes 154 amino acids. NCBI's taxonomy places the organism in Eukaryota, Fungi, Ascomycota, Eurotiomycetes, Chaetothyriales, Herpotrichiellaceae. The record is from RefSeq and is a predicted model, not a curated record. The transcript has 2 exons.